AUGAGCUCAAAUCCAGCCCCCGUCGACCCCAAAGAGGUCAAGGGUAUCAACGACGACGCUGUCCAGAUGCACCCUACCGAUGCGCCGGCCGAGAUUGGGGAUCGCAGACGGACGCACCACGACAUUCCCGCUCAUGGUCAUAACCCUUCGUUGCAGAAGGACGUUGACGAGAACCCGGAUUUGGCUCUGCAUUACUCCCACGAACAUCAGCACAAGCACCUCCAUCACGGCCGCCCCUCGUUAAGUGGGCGCCACGACGAGGUCCUCUAUGCCGACGGCACCACCAUCGACCAGCAUGUCGCUGGCAAAAAUCCGCAAGAUUAUGUGAAGCACCAGCUCCGCCAUCCCUCGGAAGCGGUCAAUGAAAAGGAUUUCAUCACCAUGGAUGAUGCUGAGAAAGGAGAUGUGAAUCCCGCGCGGGUGUCGACCAACGGUUCUGAGGAAGAGGGGAAACAGCAUCGUCUCUCAAGAGUAUAUUCGAAAUACAAGAUCCUUGUCCACCUCUUCAUUUGGCUGCUGUUCACCGGAUGGUGGAUUGCUGGGUUGGUUCUGCACCGUCACGACUUGGGCUGGCUUAUUCCGUUCCUCCUCUACCUCGCCAUCACCCUGCGCCUGAUCUUCUUCUGGGUUCCAAUCACCAUCAUCACUAAACCAAUGCACUUUAUCUGGAACAACACGGGUGUCAAAGUCUACCAGGCAAUCCCAGAGAAACUACGCAUCUGGCUUGCUGCGCUGGUUGCUCUGGCUACCAUCCUGGUCGGAUCUUUCGUUUCAGAGGAAUCUGCUGAUAACACCCGUGGAAAUCGUGCCAUUUCCCUCCUGGGGCUCGCUGUCAUGAUAGCUCUCCUCUGGCUUACUUCGCGUGACCGCCGCAAGAUUCGCUGGCACACGGUGAUCGGUGGCAUGUUGACGCAGUUCGUCAUUGCGGUGUUUGUGCUCCGUACAAAAGCCGGUUACGAUAUUUUCAACUUCAUCUCCUUCCUCGCUCGUCAGCUACUAGGAUUCGCAGAUCAGGGUACCUCAUUUUUGACGGCGGACAGUGUCAUCGAUUUGCACUGGUUCUUGACGGGAGUCGUGCCACCGAUCAUUUUCUUCGUUGCUUUUGUACAGGUCCUCUACUACCUGGGUAUCCUGCAAUGGUUCAUUGGCAAGUUUGCCGUGUUCUUCUUCUGGAGCUUGCGUGUCUCUGGUGCUGAAGCUGUCGUGGCAGCUGCUUCUCCUUUCAUUGGACAGGGAGAAUCUGCCAUGCUUGUGCGGCCGUUCGUGCCUCACUUGACCCUGGCAGAAAUUCAUCAAGUCAUGUGUUCUGGUUUUGCUACCAUUGCCGGCUCCGUGCUGGUAGCAUAUAUCGGGUUGGGAUUGAACCCCCAGGCUCUGGUGUCUUCUUGUAUCAUGUCAAUCCCGGCGUCCCUGGCGGUGUCAAAGAUGCGAUACCCGGAAACAGAGGAGACCAUCACCUCAGGCCGGGUGGUCAUUCCUGAUGACGAUGAACAUCGCGCAACCAAUGCCCUGCAUGCGUUUGCCAACGGUGCUUGGCUCGGUAUCAAGAUCGCGGGCAUGAUUGUGGCCACUUUACUCUGCAUUAUUGCAUUGAUUGGCUUGAUCAACGCUCUUCUAGGGUGGUGGGGAAGAUACAUCAACAUUACCCAAGAUGGUGGCCCAUACCUGACCCUCCAAUUGAUCCUGGGAUACAUCUGUUACCCAGUGGCCUUCCUUUUGGGUGUGCCCCGUGAUGAUCUGCUGAAAGUGGGACAACUCAUCGGAAUCAAAGUCGUCGCCAACGAAUUUGUGGCGUACAACUCUCUCACGAGCGAGGCACAGUAUAUCAACAUGAGCCCGCGGUCCAAGCUGAUUGCGACGUAUGCAUUGUGCGGUUUUGGCAACUUCGGCUCCCUCGGAACCCAGAUCGGCGUGCUCAGUCAGAUUGCUCCUUCUCGGGCCGGCGACGUUUCUCGCGUCGCGCUCUCGGCUUUGUUCUCUGGGGUGCUCUCUACGUUGACCAGCGCAAGUAUUGCUGGCAUGUUGGUCACAGAUCAGGUUACUUUGAGUCAGGAAACCUCUGGUUGA
Fonsecaea nubica is the source of this 2067-nucleotide messenger RNA. RefSeq lists its product as hypothetical. Gene Ontology annotation, cellular component: membrane. Lineage: Eukaryota; Fungi; Ascomycota; Eurotiomycetes; Chaetothyriales; Herpotrichiellaceae. The record is from RefSeq and is a predicted model, not a curated record. Gene Ontology annotation, molecular function: symporter activity; nucleoside transmembrane transporter activity. Gene Ontology annotation, biological process: nucleoside transmembrane transport. The transcript has 4 exons. The coding region runs from base 1 to 2067 and encodes 688 amino acids.